CUUUACUUUUGUAGGGAUUUAAAUAGCGCUGUACUCCUUAACUAGUAAGCGAGUUUUUGCGUUCUCUUUCAUUGUUGUUAUUAACCAAACGGUAGAGCCACUUGGCCUCCGUGCUGUAUACACUUCGGUGCCUUUUUUGUUUGGGAGAAAUGAAGCCCGCUCACGCGGCAGUCAAGGUACACGGGAUACGACACCAUACCAAAUCGAGGAACGGAUGCAUUGACUGCAAGUUUAGACGCGUAAAGUGCGAUGAACAGAAGCCUGCCUGCUCGGCGUGUGCGAGGCGGCAGACGCAAUGCCGUUACACGCCUCGCUUUUACUGCAACCCGCAGAGCAAUGUGUUGCCCUCGAACAGCCUGUUGACGGAGGCAAACGGGCAGAUAGACCCUACCGAGCAACAUUCCCGAGUUACAGAGGUGGAGCCGCUGUUAUGCGAUCUUCUUCCACGAUACACAAGCCGAGAGAUGGACCAUUUGCGCCUCCUCCACCACUACUCCAACUUUACCGUCGAAUCAUUCGCCACAACGUUCCAGCUCGAGGGUCGCGCCUUCCAGUCUCUGCGGCUGGACAUUCCCCGACUCGCUUUCCAGAAUCACUUCCUUAUGGAUGCCAUCCUCUCGGUCGCUCUGCUGCACCUAUCGAGCACCGACGAGUCUGCGAAAGACGGCUUGCCGCGAUUGGCCCUGUAUCGGGAUCAGGCCUUUCGUCGGUUGCGUGUCCAACUCACGCGCAACUCGCACGUUAUGAUUGGAGAGAGGCCAGAUGAGAAGUUUCGGGCCGUGGUCGUGACGUCAAUCUUACUGGCCGUCACCGCCCUCGCCGCGGAUCGGUUCUUUGGGCACGAGGGGAUCUGGCUGACCAAUUAUCUGGCCUUGAGCAUAGGUCCACGAACGAUUCUACCCUGGAGAGGGACGGCGCUGGGUGCCUUCUCCAGCGCAAGGCAAGGGAGAGGAAAUGAGAGGAUGAGUAACAAGGACUCUGACUUCUAUCACCCCUGUCCUGUGUCUGUCGUGCCUGAUCUAGAGCUAGUGCACUUAGGAGUUGGCGAGAAUGACGAGGACUGGGAUUGCAUCGACGACCUACGGCGCGCGAUCAAGGGCAUGGGGAGACUAUUCGGCGCGCUCUUCUGCCCAAAAUGCGAUGCCUCGUCCUGCGUCUCUAACGUCGUGGAUUUGCCCUGCAUCGUGUCUAAAGUCCGAACAUGGCCCUUUGCUUUUGUAACGUCUGGCUUCGUCGACAUGGCCCGCAGAGGGCGACCGCGGGCUCUCGUCGUAAUGGCCUACUAUCUCGCCUUCUUCCCUUGGCUACCGCAGACAUGGUUGUACCAAGAUAUCGCGCCGAUAGAUAUGGACAAGCUCGCCGAUGCCGUCGGACCUUCGUGGCAGAGGUGUCUGGCGGCCCCCAAAGUGGCUGUUUUGGUGAAAGACUUGGAUCUGCUGGCGCCAUUUCUGUCUGGGCUCGCAUAUUGUCAGGGCACAGGCAGUGCAAAUUCUUUGGAAGGGUUUUUUGAUAGUCUAGAUUGAGGUUUAAAGUCUAUCAAAAUACACCGUACAUCUGCUUUCACGGUGUCUUGCACAUACAACC
Molecule: messenger RNA, 1584 nt
Organism: Colletotrichum godetiae
Lineage: Eukaryota; Fungi; Ascomycota; Sordariomycetes; Glomerellales; Glomerellaceae
Exons: 2
Coding region: 150-1523 (457 amino acids)
Biological process (GO): regulation of transcription by RNA polymerase II
Molecular function (GO): DNA-binding transcription activator activity, RNA polymerase II-specific; zinc ion binding
Source: RefSeq, a predicted model, not a curated record